Messenger RNA from Polistes dominula (European paper wasp), 1831 nucleotides. It is a transcript of the gene AIMP3, whose product is annotated as aaRS-interacting multifunctional protein 3. Gene Ontology annotation, biological process: positive regulation of DNA damage response, signal transduction by p53 class mediator. Gene Ontology annotation, cellular component: nucleus; cytoplasm; aminoacyl-tRNA synthetase multienzyme complex. The record is from RefSeq and is a predicted model, not a curated record. Lineage: Eukaryota; Metazoa; Arthropoda; Insecta; Hymenoptera; Vespidae.
UAAUAAUGAAUGAAAUUAUUCAUUCCGAUCUCUCUUACGUAAAGUAAGAAUUUAUAUGUCCAAUUAAUUCAUUUUCUCAUUGAAAAUUUUUUAAUAGGAUCAUAAAAGGCUAAUUACAAUUACGUAAAAAUUUUAUACUUUUCUCGUGUAUAUUUAGAUGUCAUUUACAAAUUAUACAAAUACUUUUACAAAUCUGGUUUAAAAUUUUUAAAAUUUAUAAAAUAAAUAUUCAGAAGUCCGACUUUUUCUAAUCAAAUUAGCCAGUCUUUUAGUUUGAGUUAUUUUACAAACGUAAAUGCUCCAUUUUAUGGUCUAUAUUUUAUACAAAUGUUGUUACAGACAAAAAACUGUAUGUUUUAAAUAAAUAUGUACUUAACGUUAUAAACCAUAAAUGUAUAAUACGUUUAUUCAAAUUUAUUCGCAAUCCUUAUUGAGGAGUUUAGAUACUUUAGCAUCAAGCGUUAACGUUAAACGUUAUUGAACGUUCGAAAAAAAAAAAAAAGUAAAACUAAGCAUUCUCGAUAACGAGAUGAACAUACAGAUUACAGUUAUGAGAAUUGUUAAAAAAAAAAUCUAAAACGUCGCUAACAUAACGUUUACGUAAAUGCAUUCCUAAGUUCUUUUAGAGCAGAACUGCAAUAUUCGUAUUAGUAAGCAUUACAUGUCACGUAAUAUACGAUAGGGUUGCUCAAGGUGAGGAUUGUCGUUUACUGAUCUAUGUAUCUCACUCGUAACACUUAAGGAAGCAGUUUAUAUUUUACGUAAUCAAAUCCAUGCAAUUCAAAGUAAAUUUUUUUUAUUAUCUUUAUUAUAAUCAUAAAAUUAACAAAUAAAUAUAUUUAUCGUUAAUAAUUUAUUAUUUGAAUUACCCUAUAUAUAAAUAUGUGGAUAGUAUGAAAAGUUUUGAGCUUGAUAUAGAAACAAUAUUUUUCCCUCAAACUCGCUUUUAUUUAAAAAGAUAAUAAAAGUUAUUUUUUUUAUCAAGACUCAACCUAUCCUCGUAAUAUAUUAGAGAAUCAAAUUUUCAACUUUAUUUUGAAUUGAAUUUGUAACAAUUAAGCUUAUGAUACAGCUAAAUUCUAGCUAUGGUAUAGCCAUCUGUAUGGUUGUUUCGAAUGCAUUGCAAGGUGGCUAACAUAACCUAUAUGUACUUCUAAGUUAUUGCUUGGAAAAAUUAACGACGUUUUCUUUUGAUUAAAGUUUAUUUUAUAAAAUGGUUAUGUGCAACGUCGAAUGUAUAAAAAGAAUUAUUCAAUAUUUAGAUGUUUCAUCGGAUAAAUUACGUUUAUGUGAAAAUAAUAUAACGAAUAUUAGUAAUUUACCAGCGACCGAGCCUGUUUUGUACUUUAGUACUUUGAUACAAGCCUUGGUAAAAAACUCUAAAUACCCUGACAUACUUGGCAAUGAUAAAGAGACACAAGCUUUAACACGUCAAUGGUUGGAAUAUAUUUUAAUUUGUAUUAAUUAUGCAGAUACUUCUGCCAAUGUUAGAAAGGUUUUAAAGGAAUUAAAUAUGGUAUUGAGCGAUCAAACUUAUUUAAGUGGUACGAUGCAAACUAUCGCAGAUGUUACACUUUAUUACACCUUAUAUAAAAUAAUGAGUGAAUUAAGUCACCAAGAGAAGGCACAAUACGUUCAUGUAUCUAGGUGGUUCGACAAUUUACAACAAGAUACAAAAUUGAGACAGACAUUGGACUUAAUCUCUUUCAAUUUGAUGCAUCUGUUCUUAUAAAGUAAAUAAACAGAUUAUACUAAAUUAUCUUGUGUACUGUCUUAAUCACACAAUUAUAAACUCGUGACGAAAGAAGAAAUAAAAAUACGAAGGAGAAAA